Messenger RNA from Eruca vesicaria subsp. sativa (arugula), 582 nucleotides. NCBI's taxonomy places the organism in Eukaryota, Viridiplantae, Streptophyta, Magnoliopsida, Brassicales, Brassicaceae. The record is from the annotation of a GenBank genome assembly.
AUGGCCGAUCAGCAAAGGAACAAGGAUCUUUUCCACGAUGGUCUAGCAAAGCUCUUUAAAGAACAAUGGAGCCCCGAUGUACUCUGUUUGGCUGGUGAGGAUGAUCACGAAGAUCCUAUCCCUGCCAAUAAAGUUAUUUUGGGAGCAAGAUCAGACGAACUCAGAGAGAUUUGUGACGGUGAUGAUAAUGAAAAGGCGACAAUCAUUCUCUACGGAAUGAACCAUGAAGCGUUAGAGGUUUUUAUCGAGUUCAUGUACGUUGGAAACUCCAUACAGUAUUCCGAGAAGUUGAAGAAGCACUCAAGGUCGUUAUAUUUUGCAGCUGAUUUGUAUAGCAUCCCUUUAUUACGAGACCUAUGUAGAAACCAACUUAUUUCUUCACUUAACAUGGGGAAUGCUCUUGACUUUUUGGAACUCUCCAAAGACGAUCCUCGUGAGAAAACCCUCCACUACAAAGCUCGGUGUUGUGUCAUAGAUCACAUGAAAGUGAUUGUUUUUACUCCAGAGUUUAAAUCGUUCGUGAGUAGAAACCCAAGUCUAGCCGUGGAGUUAUUUAUGGUUCUUGCAAUAAGAGGGGGAUAG